Messenger RNA from Caenorhabditis angaria, 557 nucleotides. The record is from the annotation of a GenBank genome assembly. NCBI's taxonomy places the organism in Eukaryota, Metazoa, Nematoda, Chromadorea, Rhabditida, Rhabditidae.
AUGGAAGAAUUACAUUCAAUUGGAUAUAUUCAUCGAGAUAUUAAAGCGAGCAACUUUGCACCAGGUCGCGGUCGAAGUUCAACUAUUUUCAUAUUCGAUUUCGGCUUGUCAAGGAGGUUUGUUGAUGGAUCAAAUAUGAAAUUGAGUCCACGAAAAAAUGUUGGAUGGCGCGGAACUGUUAGAUAUGCGAGUUUAAAUGCACAUAAACAAUUGGAUCUCGCGCGCCGGGACAACAUUGAGAGUUGGUUUUAUAUGUUAUUAGAGAUGAAAAUUGGUUCACUUCCAUGGUGUUUUUUACGAGAAAGGGAUCAAGUUGGAAACAGCAAAAUGCUUAUCAAAAAAGAUCGUGCCAAUUUCUUCUCAAAUUUGCCACAACAAUUUCAGGAGAUUAUGGAUAUUAUUGAUAGUUAUCAUUUUGAAAGCUGUCCUAAUUAUCCCAAAUUGAAGAAAUACGAAUUGAUGAUAAUUGUGAAUUAUCGUAUAUUGGAACUGUUUCAGUUACAUCUGUUGCGAUUAUGGCUGAACAUGGAAGCAAUAAUAUUAGUAUUCCAGAAUGA